This is a messenger RNA of Nematolebias whitei (Rio pearlfish), 768 nucleotides long. RefSeq names its product histamine N-methyltransferase A. Lineage: Eukaryota; Metazoa; Chordata; Actinopteri; Cyprinodontiformes; Rivulidae. The coding region runs from base 112 to 768 and encodes 218 amino acids. The transcript has 7 exons. The record is from RefSeq and is a predicted model, not a curated record.
AGAAGAGGACCAGCUCGCCUGCAGAACUGAGUGAAACCCUGCUGCUUAGAAGAGUGAAGCUCACAGAUCCUGUCUCUACUCAUCAUAUACACAAAUUCAAGAGAUCCAGUCAUGGCUGCAGAAGCAAAGCACACUUGUUAUGAGGGCUGCUCGGUUAGCAGCUUCCAGUUCUACUUGGAGAAGUCAGGAGAGCAUGCAGCUGUUCUCAAGGGUGUCCAAACCAUUCUGCCUGGGGAGUUCAAAAGGAUUGGAGCAGGAAAAUCCAGCCUUGAUGUUCUUGGUGUUGGGAGUGGUGGAGGUGAGGUGGAUGUGCAGAUGCUCUCCUUGCUGAAAUCAACGUUCCCUGCUGUUCCCAUAACAAGCGACGUCGUGGAGGGUAGCUCGGCUCUCAUCAACAACUUCAAAGCUUUGGUUGCAAAGACUGCAGAUCUUCAGAACGUCUCGUUCUCCUGGCACAUCGUGCACAGUGAGGAGUAUGAGAAGCAAGUGAAAGCAAAAGGAGACGUGAAGAAAUUUGACUUCAUCCACAUGAUUCAGAUGAUCUACUACGUGGAUAACCUGUCUGAAACGAUCAAGUUCUUCCAUAGCCUUCUGAAAAACAAUGGUAGGCUCAUGAUCAUUGUUGAGUCUGGUUUCAGACAGCCCGGCUCUCUUUAUCACUCCCCAGGAUCAGCAAUUGCUCACCGACAGUCUCUCAGUGACGCCAUGCUGUAUCUCUUCAGAGCACAAAUAUGUGCCUUGCAAAUGCAAUAUACAAGCAAGGGAUGA